AUGUUGUCCACGGUGUCCAGUGUCCCACUCGAAUUAAAUACUUCGUGUUAUACUACCGUUACUGGAAACAACAGUCUCGAUGUGCUAUCGGUGAUCGAGUCGGAAAAUGGCACCGCGGCUCUCUACAUGUUACCAGCUUACAUUCGCACUACGUCCAUGGUUGUCUGCAUUGUAGUGAUGGUCCUCGGCAUAAUUGGGAACCUCAUGGUACCAAUCGUUGUAUUCCGGGGUAAAGAUAUGAGGAACAGCACGAACAUCUUCCUGGUGAACCUGAGCGUGGCUGAUCUCUGCGUCCUUUUAAUUUGCAUACCCACCAUUCUCGUUGAGGUGAAUUCGGGACCUCAAGUCUGGCCGCUUGGCGAACACAUGUGUAAGGCUGUACCAUUCGUCGAGUUGACCGUAGCGCAUGCUUCAGUUUUGACAAUCCUAGCAAUCAGUUUUGAGCGGUAUUAUGCAAUUUGCGAGCCUCUAAGAGUUGGGUACAUGUGCACAAAAGCCAGAGCGACGUUUCUUUGCUUAGUGGCAUGGAUGGCAGCGGCACUUUGUACCAGUCCCAUCCUACUAAUGGUCACCUACGAGGAGGAGGAGAAUGCCGACGGUACGUACAUUCCGACCUGUAACACGGUUGCCAAUACAUACUGGACAAAGGGUUUCGUCUUAUUCACAAUAAUUGUGUUCUUCGUGAUACCGCUUCUGAUCCUGGUGGUUUUGUAUACGGUGAUAGCACGAUAUCUGAUGACGAAUCCAACGAUUAGUCGUGGGUCGUCGAAUAACUUGCUCAAAUAUCGCAAGCAGGUGAUGCUAAUGCUGGGAACGGUAGUUCUUUGUUUCUUUCUGUGCCUGCUGCCAUUUAGAGCGUUGACGCUCUGGAUCCUGGCUGUUCCACCGACCAGGAUCGUGAACCUUGGUAUUGAAUGCUAUUUUACCUUGCUCUAUUUCUGUCGAGUGAUGCUAUACCUAAACUCCGCCAUUAAUCCCAUUCUCUACAAUCUGAUGUCCACAAAAUUCAGGGAAGGGUUUCUCAGGUUAUGUGGCCUAGGUCCUAACAAAAGGAAGAAGAAGAAAACUUCGGAAAAAACCGGUACUUAUACCACUGGCUCAACCAACUGUAGCAGCAAUCAUUCGGAUUUUUGGAGAAGACAUAGCAGUAACAAAAGUAGCAGCGUUAAGGUGCCGUGCAACAACGUGUCCGCGGAAAAACAGAUGAAAGUGCCGCUUCAAACGACGGUUGUUAGUGGAAGAAUCGUUAAAAAGAAGCAGGAAAGUUAUGUUUAA
Eufriesea mexicana is the source of this 1275-nucleotide messenger RNA. RefSeq names its product ecdysis triggering hormone receptor (gene ETHR). The record is from RefSeq and is a predicted model, not a curated record. Gene Ontology annotation, biological process: G protein-coupled receptor signaling pathway. Gene Ontology annotation, cellular component: plasma membrane. Gene Ontology annotation, molecular function: G protein-coupled receptor activity. Lineage: Eukaryota; Metazoa; Arthropoda; Insecta; Hymenoptera; Apidae. The coding region runs from base 1 to 1275 and encodes 424 amino acids. The transcript has 6 exons.